This is a messenger RNA of Marasmius oreades (fairy-ring Marasmius), 1278 nucleotides long. RefSeq lists its product as uncharacterized. The coding region runs from base 24 to 731 and encodes 235 amino acids. Lineage: Eukaryota; Fungi; Basidiomycota; Agaricomycetes; Agaricales; Marasmiaceae. Gene Ontology annotation, cellular component: Set1C/COMPASS complex. The transcript has 5 exons. Gene Ontology annotation, molecular function: histone binding. The record is from RefSeq and is a predicted model, not a curated record.
GAGAAAGUUGACGCCUUCCCACCAUGAACGGUACAAUCGAUUCUCAGUCACCUCCCUCUCCUGAACGGGGUCCUGAACACGCUCAAGGGAACCGAAAUGCAGAUUCGAAGCCCAGUAACGCCUCUCAAAGUCAAUUCAAAAUGCGAUAUAUCUUGAGCGGACAUACUAGAGCCGUUUCCGCACUGAAAUUCAGUCCUGACGGCACUUUAUUGGCUUCAUCUGGCUCGGACAAAUUAAUCAAGUUAUGGGAUGCGUAUACUGGUGAUGCGUUGUCUACCCUUGAAGGCCAUAAAGAAGGAAUAUCGGACAUAGCUUGGUCGAGCGAUGGUGAAUACCUUGCCUCUGCCUCCGAUGACAAGACUGUCAAGAUAUGGAACGCGGCUCUCGGUGUAGAAACCAUAACCCUACUGGGCCACACAAGUGUAGUUUUUUGUGUCAACUACAACCAUCGCUCUAAUCUCCUCGUUUCGGGUGGCUUCGAUGAGACUGUGCGUGUAUGGGAUGUUGCGAGAGGAACGACUUUAAAGGUGCUUCCUGCUCAUUCCGACCCUGUCACUGCUGUAAGCUUCAAUCACGAUGGAACCCUUAUUGUUUCGUGUUCAAUGGAUGGGUUGAUUCGCAUAUGGGAUUCUGAUUCUGGGCAAUGUCUGAAAACUAUCGUUGACGACGAUAAUCCAAUAUGGUCUGUGACUCAACGGAUCCGGAGCUACAUCAGCAUCAUGUUGAGCUGAAACUACAGUUCUCACGUGAAAUUUUCCGCCAACUCAAAACUCGUACUAGUUUCGACGCAAGAUUCGACAAUACGACUCUGGGAUUAUCAUAGCUCCCGAUGCGUGAAGACAUACACAGGGCACACAAAUCGCGUAUAUUGCUUAUGUGCUUGCUUCAGUGGUUCGAAAACGACUACGAAAUACAUUGUGAGUGGUAGUGAAGACAAUAAAGCGUAUGUAUGGAAUCUGCAAACGCGUAAAGUUUCGCAAGUUCUUGAAGGUCAUCGAGAUGUAGUUCUCGCGGUGGCGGUGCGUAGCUUGCACCUUCAUUGCAGGAAAGUUGGGAUUGACGAUCAUGUACAUGUAGACCCAUCCAACAAUAGAGAUCAUAGCUACAGCCUCGAUGGAGAAGGAUCCUACUAUUCGUUUAUGGUGGCCCGAUGGUACUGUAAUCCCUAGGCAAGAGUAGUCAGCAGUAUGACCGGAGUUAUGACAAAUUGAGGCGGUGUAUUAGAUAAGGCCUGGAGCUGGUAUAUAAGCCGCAGAGGGCGGGGGUAAGCUGCACCCA